UCCCACAUACAAAAUAGAGGAAGAUUGGCACAGAUCUUAGCUCAGGGACAGUCUUCCACGAACAAAAAGUGGAAGGUUGGUAGCAGAUGUUAGCUCAGGGCCAAUCUUCCUCUCACACACAACCAAAAAACCCAACUGUGCAUGUACUUUCUAGUCCAUCACCUCUGGAAAUGCUUGCUCACCCUCUCCUUUUGGGGACCCUCAAAGGUACACCAAAGAUUGCGUUAGUGCAAGUUACACCUGUGACUUUUGCUGUCUGAUUCUGACAUCUUUAAAAUGCCUCCACAAUUGGGUACCUGCAUUGAUUUUUCUCAAUAAGCAAGAGUCUGGAAGAACUGAAUUGUAUUUUCCUUUCUUUAAGUGUUGAAGAAAGAGAGGGUACUAGGAGUAAAAAGAGAGUGAUAUAUGAAUAAAAUAGAGUGCUCACAGCCGUUUAAGAAUAAACUUGCUUCUGCUUUUCUGUGGUCUUUCCCUUUUUCUCUCAUUUAUUCAUGAUGAGCAUUCAUACAUUCUGCUUUCAAGUUGGGUAGAGGUUAGGAACACAGGCGUUAGACUCGUACCUGGGUUUGACUCCCAUUUCCAGAACUUUCUGGUUGUUUCAACUUGAACCAGCCAGUCUCUCUGAGUCUGGAGAAAAUGACCAUUAAAUGAGAUAAUAAAAUCAAAAGGCUUUGCUCAGUCCUAGGUGCCUAAUAAAUGCUCAAAGGCGGUAGCCAUUUUGAGAAUGGUUUCAUUCUCUUUUUUAGAAGGAGAUAGCUAAUGCAUUCUUUCAAAGAGAAAACCUUUAAUCCUACUCAUUCCCACAUAAGCCUUCUGGGACCAUUCAUCUUUUAACUCAGAAAAACGUUUCACAUCUUUCUGGUUAAUAUGGGCAGGUACCCCAGCAUUUAUAGGACCUAUUAGACUUGUCCACUCUUCUUAACAAUGGGAUUGCAUUCUCUGUUAGGCUAGCAGGUUAUGUCUAGAUCCUUGGUAUGUCAGGGGCCAAACCAACAAGCAUGCACAGGUUCAAAAACUGCAUGAUUUUAUGGCCUAGAACAGAGGUCAGCAAACUUUCUGCAAAGGACGAGAUAGUAAAUAUUUUCUACUUUGCGGGCCACCUGGGUCUCUGUUGCACCUACUCAACUCUGCCAGUCUAUCAAGAAAGCAGCCAUAGACAUAAAUGAAUGAGUGUCCGUGUUCCAGUAAAACUUUGUGGACACUGGUAUUUGAAUUUUAUAGAAUAUUUAUAUGGCAUGAAAUAUUUUUUAAAUUUUUUCAGCCGUUUAAAAAAUGGUAUGUACAGGCAGCAGCUGGGUUUGACCCAUACAUGGGCUAUAGUUUGCUGACCUCUUGCCUAGAAGCCUGUUAGAUCCCUAAGUCCUAUACAUUUGUGGGGUCACCAAGCAACACUCCCCUCUCACCCCCUACCCCCACCCGCUAACACACACACACACUGCCAUUCGCCACCUCAAGUAUUCUAUACUUUUGGUAUGGCAGCUUAGUCUGAUGCCCCCAUCUUCCCCAUUAGGAUGAAAUUCCAGUAGGUUACUUGUUAUUAGUUAUAGUGUGUGGCCUUCCCUUCUUAGCACACACAUUAUACUGUAUCACCAGGUAGUUUUAUUUAUUGCUAAAAAUGUUGUCACCUUGUGCAGUUUUCCAUAGAGCCUGAUGAUUGAACCCUGUCGUGUGUGUGACGGUAUUGAAGGGAGUCAGUGCCUUUGGAGCUAUCUGAACAGAAUUAAGAAGAAAGAGCUUCUACAAUCACAGCAGAUGAAGAUCCACUGGUAAAUCGAUCAGGAUUUUUGGCCUGCCCUCUAAAGAAAAGGAGCGGAAAGAAUGUCGGAGCGGGCCGCGGAUGACGUCAGGGGGGAGCCGCGCCGAGCGGCGGCGGCGGGCGGAGCGGCGGCCGCGGCCGCCCGGCAGCAGCAGCCCCAGCAGCAGCAGCCGCCGCCGCCGCAGCAGCCCCAGCGGCAGCAGCCGCCACGGCGCCUACGGCCGGAGGACAGUGGCCCCGGCGCCGCCUCCACCUCGGCCGCCACCGCAAUGGCGACCGUCGGAGAGCGCAGGCCCCUGCCCAGUCCCGAAGCGAUGCUGGGGCAGUCGUGGAAUCUGUGGGUCGAGGCUUCCAAACUUCCUGGGAAGGACGGGACGGAAUUGGACGAAAGUUUCAAGGAGUUUGGGAAAAACCGAGAAGUCAUGGGGCUCUGUCGCGAAGACAUGCCAAUAUUUGGUCUCUGUCCCGCCCACGAUGAUUUCUACUUGGUGGUGUGUAACGACUGUAAUCAGGUUGUCAAACCGCAGGCAUUUCAAUCACAUUAUGAAAGAAGACAUAGCUCAUCCAGCAAGCCUUCUUUGACCGUUCCUCCCACUUCAGUAUUUUCCUUCUUCCCUUCUCUGUCCAAAAGCAAAGGAGGCAGUGGAAGUGGAAGCAGCCGUUCUUCCAGUGGAGGUGUUCUAAGCGCAUCCUCAUUAAGUUCCAAGUUGUUGAAAUCGCCCAAAGAGAAACUGCAGCUCAGGGGGAACACCAGGCCAAUGCAUCCCAUUCAACAAAGUAGAGUCCCCCAUGGUAGAAUCAUGACGCCCUCUGUCAAAGUGGAAAAGAUUCAUCCGAAGAUGGAUGGCACACUACUGAAAUCUGCGGUGGGGCCAACCUGUCCUGCUACUGUGAGUUCCUCAGUCAAGCCUGGCCUUAACUGCCCCUCAAUACCAAAGCCACCCUUGCCUUCACCUGGACAGAUUCUGAAUGGCAAAGGGCUUCCUGCACCGCCCACUCUGGAAAAGAAGUCUGAAGAUAAUUCCAGUAACAGGAAAUUUUUAAAUAAGAGAUUAUCAGAAAGAGAGUUCGAUCCUGACAUACACUGUGGGGUCAUUGAUCUCGACACCAAGAAGCCCUGCACCCGGUCUUUGACAUGCAAGACACAUUCCUUAAUCCAGCGGAGGGCUGUCCAGGGUAGAAGAAAACGAUUUGAUGUGUUAUUAGCCGAGCACAAAAACAAAACCAGGGAAAAGGAAUCGAUUCGCCAUCUGGAUUCUCAGCAACCAACGCAGCCUCUCAGGGACCCGCAUCCCACCCCUCCUAGAACUUCACAGGAGCCACACCAAAACUCUCAUGGAGUGAUUCCUUCCGAAUCAAAGCCUUUCGUAGCUAGUAAACCUAAACCUCACACCCCCAGUCUUCCAAGGCCUCCAGGCUGCCCUGCUCAGCAAGGUGGGAGUGCCCCCAUUGACCCUCCUCCAGUCCAUGAAUCUCCACACCCUCCCCUGCCUGCCACUGAGCCAGCUUCUCGGUUAUCCAGUGAGGAGGGAGAAGGCGAUGACAAAGAAGAGUCUGUUGAAAAACUGGACUGUCAUUAUUCAGGUCAUCAUCCUCAGCCAGCAUCUUUUUGCACAUUUGGGAGCCGGCAGAUUGGAAGAGGCUAUUACGUGUUUGACUCCAGGUGGAACCGGCUUCGCUGCGCCCUCAACCUCAUGGUGGAGAAGCAUCUGAACGCGCAGCUGUGGAAGAAAAUCCCACCAGUGCCGAGUACCACAUCACCUGUCUCCACACGUGUUCCUCACCGGACAAACUCUGUGCCGACAUCACAAUGUGGGGUCAGCUAUCUGGCAGCAGCCACCGUGUCUACAUCCCCAGUCCUGCUGUCCUCCACCUACAUCUCCCCAAAUAGCAAAUCGGUACCAGCUCAUGGAACCACAUUAAAUGCACAGCCUGCUGCUUCUGGGGCAAUGGAUCCUGUGUGCAGUAUGCAAUCCAGACAAGUGUCCUCUUCAUCCUCAUCCCCUUCCACGCCCUCUGGCCUUUCCUCAGUGCCCUCCUCCCCCAUGUCCAGGAAACCUCAGAAGUUGAAAUCCAGCAAGUCUUUAAGACCCAAGGAGUCUUCUGGUAACAGCACUAACUGUCACAAUGCCAGUAGCAGUACCAGCGGCGGCUCAGGAAAGAAACGCAAAAACAGUUCCCCACUGUUAGUUCACUCUUCCUCCUCCUCCUCCUCCUCCUCUUCUUCUCAUUCCAUGGAGUCUUUUAGGAAAAACUGUGUGGCUCACUCUGGGCCUCCCUACCCCUCACCGGUAACAGCUUCCCACGGCAUCGGCCUCAACUGUGUGGCAAGUAAAGUGAACUCACUGAGUGUCCGGCACGAGCAGUCAGGGAGGGGCCCCCCCGGCGGGAGCCCUGCGGAAUCCAUCAAGAGAAUGAGUGUGAUGGUGAACAGCAGUGAUUCCACGCUUUCUCUUGGCCCAUUCAUUCACCAGUCCAGCGAACUGCCUGUCAACUCCCACAGUUAUUCACACUCACACACUCCUCUCGAGAAACUCAUAGGCAAGAAAAGAAAGUGCUCGCCCGGCUCAAGCAGCGUCAACAACAACAGCAGCAAACCCACAAAGGUUGCCAAAUUGCCAGCCAUGAACAACGUCCAUGUGAAACACACAGGCACCAGCCCAGGGGCGCAAGGACUGACGAACAGUUCUCUCCUUCAUCAGCCAAAGGCACGUCCCUGACAGCUGAAAAUAGUCCGGGGAGGAAUAAUCUGGACACUUUUGACGACAAGUUACACCUCCACUCAGCACUCUGGACUCCACGAUGCCUUUGAGUCUGUUUUCCCAACCUCCUGUGGGCCUCAAGGGUAGAAAUCUGCUGGGCUGUUGUUUUAACGAGGAUUUCCCUGAAGCUAUGUCUGUAGCAGUGAGUACUCGUAAAGGACACUGGAUCAAGUUCAGCCACCGAAUUGCUUUUCUCAGUGUUACAGUGGUCUGGACUGCUUGCUGCCGAACUGUGAGAAGUUGUUUUGUCUUUAACUUGCAGUCUAUCACGGAGCCACUCUUCCAGGAGGUCGGCUGGGCAAAGAAUGUUUCGAGAAGAGCGUUACUGUAGCCUUUUCUCCCUCCCUCCUCUCCCCCCUCAGGUCCCUUUCACACUGUCUUCUGUGGGUCACUCUCCAGCUUUAGGCCCCUUAACUGGAGACACCUUCUGAAGGAGAGCAGGGCUGCACGGAGUAACCCUCUGGAGAAGGGGAUCUGUCGUUAGGUGUUUAUCAAUGUUCCAGGAAUGAAUGUGGACGUUAGUGCAAGGCACCAUCACAAAAUGGCCAGUAUUUUUUCUCGGCCUUUUGUGAGUAAUUUGGGAUAAGAAGCUCUCAGAAGUUUCUAACUUACAAACUACUUUAAAGCCAUUGAUGCCCAUAGAGCAAGUAUACAUCAUUUUAGAGGCUUACUUUUCAUGGGAUAAAAGCAAUUCUGUGUGAUUUUUUUAAAAAGAAAAUGCAAAUGCAAGCUAGUUUUGAUAAUGGAAAGCCAAAUUUUGGUGGGAGGGGGUGGAUAAAAUCACUACAGGGGGAAACAUUUUUCCAAGAUUUCCAAAGAGAUGGCGUUUUUUACCCUUUAAGUCUUCAUGUAAACAGUGUGGCAGAUUGGGCUGGUUGUCCUGCCCAGUCUCCCAUUUUAAAAAAAAUUGCCUUUGUAAAGUGAGGUGAUUAGGAUGCAGCAGAAACUGUCAUUCACAGAGUCAUUAAUCUAUUUAAAUGUUUCCAGGCACUCUGUAUUACCCUUGAUCUCUCCUCUUUGGACACUAUCCUGGGUCUUUGUGUAAAUUCCUCUCUGAGCACUCCCCAUUGUGUGUGUGUGUGUCCGCACUCCCCUUCCUGCCACCACAGGUGUUUAUGUGGAUGCCGUUGGGGUGGGGAGCAGGCCCCCAGGGAGGGGAGGUAGCGCAAGUGUACCUGUCCUGUGUGGCAGAGGUAAUGUGAUGCGUGUAUAGUAUUUCUCUGACACACCCUCUUUUCUGGGGAUUAAUGCCAGCCGUCUUCCUAAGAGAGUUUUGGAGACCCUCCGGGAUGUUUUUUCUAGUACCCCACCCCAAAAGAAAGAACUUACUAUGUUAAAACAUUGUUGCUUGAGAAGGUGUCAUUGAACGUGAAGCUGGGGCUUUUUAAUAGGUGAUGCCACAACCACAGCUCCUGGAACGAGAACUGGGCUCUUUUGCUUAGGAGAACGUAUGAAGUUGCCACACACAGGGUCAAUUCCCAAAGCUCUGAUCAUCGCCCCGGUCAGGGCCUGGACAGAGCCAGUCUAGUGCAUCCUUUUUUCCCUGCAAUUCUUGGGUUACAAACUUCAGUUUCAGGGAAUUUCAAGUCAACAACAGGUAGAAUGAAUAAAUACUUGGUUACCAGCCUAAUAAUGUGAAUUACUACAGAAUUAUUCUUAUUAUGUAAGAAAGCAAAAACAUUAUGCAGAUACUUUAGCUAUAAAUUGAUGUAAAAUCUUGAUUUUUUUAAAGGAAGGGGAAACAGUAUCUUGUUCACUUAUUAUGCAAUCAAUCAGUAAAUGUUUCUUAAAUGAUGCUAUAAGAGAGCUUAGGAAGGAGAGCACGGAUGGGCCGGUUCGGUGGAGUGAGGAGAAAUCAGUCUGAUUGUUCCUUCCCACUGGAGGGAGAGGAAGGAGGUAAGAGGGAAUCAGAACGUCCUUAGUUUGAUUCCUUGGUGACAAGUGCAAUGGGGUCUGGGUAGAAUUUAUUUUCAGAGCCAAGGGGACUUGAUGGUUAUAAAUAAAGUUGCUUUUAGCGAUGGAAUUUAUAGACAGAUCAUGUUGUUCCGAAAGAUGUGAAUAGGAUCCACAAUAGCAAGUUGAUUCAGAGUAAUGUAGAUAUUUAGAUUAUCGAGUAUUGAUCAUUUGAUUUCUUAGACUGAGGUUUUAAUUGAAUUUGAUUAUGUCUCCCAGUAGUACACAGAGCAUCGGGAUUAGGAAAUUAGCCAUUUGGAAUUCUGCCUGCCACAAACAGACCUAUUCUAAACAGUGCUAUUAAAUUUUAGACUGUUGUUCAAAUAUUUUAUUUUCUCCUACAACUACUUUUUAUUAUGAUGAACAAUUAAGACCAUUUAAAACACGGGAGUACAAGUAUUUUUUUGAAUUAAAUUAACUUGCAAAAACCAAAUUUGCAGUGGUUGGGUUGUUUCUAGACAGACUUUGGUAUCAAUUUAAAACCAAGAUAAUUUUUAUAUUCUUUCCAAUAGAAUUUCAUGACAACAACUGCAGUUUUCUUAACCUACAAAAAAAAAAAAAAGUGCUGCAAUGAUGAACAAAGAAUUAUACAAAACCUACUUUUGUAUCUUUAUUUUGGAAUUUCUUGUUCUAUUAUAAAUAUGGAAGUAUCCCUAUUUCAGAAGACAUAUUUUGUUAAAAAUGAAUUGUACAUAUUUAAAUAUGUAUUUUUGCACAGGUCUUUUUUUCUGAUAUCCUGUUUUGGUACAAUUGAGAUCAUCUAGUAUUUAUUUAUUAAUUAAUAAAAGUAAAUACCUUUUUAUAAUUUGAAGUGGUUCACUGCCAAGCCGAUAGUCCUAGGACCUGCCUCCUUCACAGUUGAAGGUUUGCCUCUGUGAAAGUGAAAGCCGUUUUGUCCCUUUAAUGUCCCGGGAGUGGAUUCAGACAGAUGAAGUGGGCAUUGCUUCUCCCUAGUUGCCUGAUUUCCCGAUAGACUACAUGUAACUAAGUGACACACUGCUUUUCUUUUGUUAGUGUUUUGUGUGUGAGUGUGCGUGCGCGUGCGCCUGUGUGUGUGUAUGUGUACCCUCUGAGCACAUGUGUGUUCGUAUGUGAUGUGGUUUAAAACUAAUGGAAACAAACUGAAAGUGCCUGAACCUAGUUUUAAGCUUAGACAGAUUCUCUUUAAAAAGACUUGAAUGUUCAGUUGAACUUUUGGAGUUUGCUUUUUCCACCUAAAUAUUGUUUCUAAAAUUUUAGGGGAGGAAUUGAAAACCACCAAUGCUGGUAAUUUUAUAAGGUAUUUUAAAAUUCAGACCUUUUGGUUCCCAGUAAUUCAACUAGUGAUGGAUUGCCCCGUGGCACCAAGGGUUACAAAUCUUUUUGUCAGCCAGCAACUUACACAAUGUGUCCGUUUUGUUACUCACUCAUGAAAUACAGAGUUUAAAAUAGAAUAUUUAAAAUAUUUUGUAUUCCAAAAAUAUAAUACAAAGUACCUCUGAGGACAUUGAAAACAAAAUGUAUAAUUUGAAAAAUGUAACUUAAACAGGCAGCUGUCUUCCUGCAAGAGUUCUGUUGCCAAGCGGUUUCUUAAUCUCUCUCAUCUGUCCUGGGGGAUGAAGUUGGACUUUGGAAAAUGAUUGUUAACAGUUUCAUUGUUUAGCAGAAAAUAAUCAUUUUUACAUUUUGUGCAAAACAUUUUACAUUUUCAGAUCAUUUAAAUGAGCACUACAUACUGUCAGUGUGAAUGUAGGGCCUUGAAAGCAUUUUGCUGUUUUUCUUUGAGCUUGGUUAUAAAAGCAAUCUCCUGUGUUAAAAUGUGUGAAUAGUUUGAUAAUUUGUACACAUAAUCAAGAGCAUCUCAGCUGGACUUUGUGUUGGCUGCUGUAUAGAACAUGAACAAAUGUCAAGGGAUAGAAAAUUACUUUGGAUAUUUAAAAGAGAAGAAAUAUAUAGUCUAUUUGUUUUGUAACAAGUUUCUGUAAAUAAAAUAAUUUAUACUAUUUAUAAGAAAAAGUUGUGCUUUGCUUUAUGAGAAAUCAGUUUGUGGAACAAACAUGUUACUAAACGGGCAAUAAAAUGAGGACUUCUCAAUAAAUAAGGUGGCUGCAUGAA
This is a messenger RNA of Equus caballus (horse), 8565 nucleotides long. Lineage: Eukaryota; Metazoa; Chordata; Mammalia; Perissodactyla; Equidae. The record is from RefSeq and is a predicted model, not a curated record.